CGGGGAGGAGGAGGAGGAGGAGGCGGUCGCGUCGCCGAGCGCAGGCCGCGGCGGCCGCCGAGUACCCAGCAGCCGUCAGCCGCCGAGAGCGCGGGGCCUGCGCCCCCAGCCGGAUCGCUCCCCUCGGCGCCCCUUGAUCCGCACGCCGGGGCCCCGCGGGGCUGGCCGCCGAGCGAGCAGGCCGCCGACCGACCGGACCCGCGCGGCCACCCGGAGCCCCCCGGCCCGCGCGCACACGGAAGUGCUCAGCACUGAACGGGCUUUGGAAAGUAGAGAAGAAAAUCCAGUCUGCUUUUGGGGGACAUUGGACAGUCGAAUAAAUGCAGUAUCUAAACAUCAAAGAGGACUGCAAUGCCAUGGCUUUCUGUGCUAAAAUGCGGAGCUCCAAGAAGACCGAGGUGAACCUGGAGGCCCCUGAGCCUGGGGUGGAAGUGCUGUUCUACCUGCCAGACAGGGAGCCCCUGCGGCUGGGCAGCGGGGAGUACACAGCGGAGGAGCUGUGCAUCAGGGCGGCGCAGGAGUGCUGUAUCUCUCCCCUGUGCCACAACCUCUUUGCCCUGUACGAUGAGAGCACCAAGCUCUGGUAUGCUCCAAAUCGCAGCAUUACUGUUGACGACAAGACAUCGCUCCGGCUCCACUACCGGAUGAGGUUCUAUUUUACCAAUUGGCAUGGGACCAAUGAUAAUGAGCAGUCGGUAUGGCGACAUUCUCCAAAGAAGCAGAAAAAUGGCUACGAGAAAAAAAAAGUUCCAGAUGCAACUCCUCUCCUUGAUGCCAGCUCUCUGGAGUAUCUGUUUGCCCAGGGACAAUAUGAUUUGGUCAAAUGCCUGGCUCCCAUCCGAGACCCCAAGACUGAGCAGGAUGGGCACGACAUCGAGAACGAGUGCCUGGGCAUGGCCGUGCUGGCCAUCUCGCACUACGCCAUGAUCAAGAAGAUGCAGUUGCCAGAACUCCCCAAGGACAUCAGCUACAAGCGAUAUAUUCCAGAAACAUUGAAUAAGUCCAUCAGACAGAGGAACCUUCUUACCAGGAUGCGGAUAAAUAAUGUCUUCAAGGAUUUCCUAAAGGAAUUUAACAACAAGACCAUUUGUGACAGCAGCGUGUCCACACAUGACCUGAAGGUGAAAUACCUGGCGACCUUGGAAACUUUGACAAAACAUUAUGGUGCUGAAAUAUUUGAGACUACCAUGCUAAUGAUUUCAUCAGAAAAUGAGAUGAAUUGGUUUAAUCCGAACGACAGUGGAAAUGUUCUCUACUAUGAAGUGAUGGUGACUGGAAACCUUGGAAUCCAAUGGAGGCAGAAACCGAAUGUUGUUCCUGUUGAAAAGGAAAAAAAUAAAUUGAAACGGAAAAAAUUGGAAAAUAAACACAAGAAGGACGAGGAGAAAAACAAAAUCCGAGAAGAGUGGAACAAUUUUUCGUACUUCCCCGAAAUCACUCACAUUGUAAUAAAGGAGUCUGUGGUCAGCAUUAAUAAGCAGGACAACAAAAAGAUGGAACUGAAGCUCUCUUCCCACGAGGAGGCCUUGUCCUUCGUGUCCCUGGUCGAUGGCUACUUUCGGCUCACAGCAGACGCCCAUCACUACCUCUGCACUGACGUGGCUCCUCCAUUGAUUGUCCACAACAUACAGAACGGCUGUCACGGCCCAAUCUGCACAGAGUAUGCCAUCAAUAAACUGCGGCAAGAAGGAAGCGAGGAGGGCAUGUAUGUGCUGCGGUGGAGCUGCACGGACUUUGACAACAUCCUCAUGACCGUCACCUGCUUUGAAAGGCCUGAGGUGUCGGGUGGCCAGAAGCAGUUCAAGAACUUUCAGAUCGAGGUGCAGAAGGGUCGCUACAGCCUGCACGGCUCGGACCGCGGCUUCCCCAGCCUGGGGGAGCUCAUGAACCACCUCAAGAAGCAGAUCCUGCGCACGGACAACAUCAGCUUCGUGCUGAAGCGCUGCUGCCAGCCCAAGCCCCGAGAAAUCUCCAAUCUGCUGGUGGCUACAAAGAAAGCCCAGGAGUGGCAGCACGUCUACCCUAUGAGUCAGCUGAGUUUCGAUCGGAUUCUCAAGAAAGACAUCAUGCAAGGCGAGCACCUUGGGAGAGGCACGCGGACACACAUCUACUCUGGGACCCUGAUGGAUUACAAGGACGAUGAAGCAACUUCUGAAGAGAAGAAAAUAAAAGUGAUCCUCAAAGUCUUGGACCCCAGCCACAGGGACAUUUCUCUGGCCUUCUUCGAGGCAGCCAGCAUGAUGAGACAGGUCUCCCACAAACACAUCGUGUACCUCUACGGUGUCUGUGUCCGUGACGUGGAGAAUAUCAUGGUGGAAGAGUUUGUGGAGGGUGGGCCUCUGGAUCUCUUCAUGCACCGGAAAAGCGACGUCCUCACCACACCAUGGAAAUUCAAAGUUGCUAAACAGCUGGCCAGUGCCCUGAGUUACUUGGAGGAUAAAGACCUGGUCCACGGAAACGUGUGCACUAAGAACCUCCUCCUGGCCCGCGAAGGCAUCGACAGCGAGUGUGGCCCGUUCAUCAAGCUCAGCGACCCUGGCAUCCCCAUCACCGUGCUGUCCAGGCAAGAAUGCAUAGAGCGGAUCCCAUGGAUUGCUCCCGAGUGUGUGGAAGAUUCCAAGAACCUGAGCGUGGCUGCUGACAAAUGGAGCUUUGGAACCACCCUCUGGGAAAUCUGCUAUAACGGCGAGAUCCCCCUGAAAGACAAGACGCUGAUUGAGAAAGAGAGAUUCUACGAAAGCCGGUGCAGACCAGUGACGCCGUCUUGUAAGGAGCUGGCUGACCUUAUGACUCGCUGCAUGAACUAUGACCCCAACCAGAGACCCUUUUUCCGAGCCAUCAUGAGAGACAUCAAUAAGCUGGAAGAGCAGAAUCCAGACAUUGUCUCAGAAAAAAAGCCAGCAACCGAAGUGGAUCCCACACAUUUUGAAAAGCGGUUCUUAAAGAGAAUCCGUGACUUGGGAGAGGGCCACUUUGGGAAGGUGGAGCUCUGCAGGUAUGACCCUGAAGGGGACAAUACAGGGGAGCAGGUGGCUGUCAAAUCCCUGAAGCCAGAGAGUGGAGGGAACCACAUAGCUGAUCUGAAGAAGGAAAUCGAAAUCUUAAGGAACCUCUAUCACGAGAACAUUGUCAAGUAUAAAGGCAUCUGCACGGAAGAUGGAGGAAAUGGUAUUAAACUCAUCAUGGAAUUUCUGCCUUCUGGAAGUCUUAAGGAAUAUCUUCCAAAGAAUAAGAACAAAAUUAACCUCAAACAGCAGUUAAAAUAUGCCGUUCAGAUUUGUAAGGGGAUGGACUAUUUGGGGUCACGACAGUACGUUCACCGGGACUUAGCAGCAAGGAACGUCCUUGUAGAAAGUGAGCACCAAGUGAAAAUUGGAGACUUCGGUUUAACUAAAGCAAUUGAAACCGACAAGGAGUACUACACAGUCAAGGAUGACCGCGACAGCCCCGUGUUCUGGUACGCCCCGGAAUGUCUAAUUCAGUGUAAAUUUUAUAUCGCCUCUGAUGUCUGGUCCUUCGGAGUGACUCUGCACGAGCUGCUUACUUACUGUGAUUCAGACUCCAGUCCCAUGGCCUUGUUCCUGAAAAUGAUAGGCCCCACUCACGGCCAGAUGACCGUGACGAGACUUGUGAACACACUGAAAGAAGGAAAACGUUUGCCUUGUCCUCCUAACUGUCCAGAUGAGGUUUAUCAACUUAUGAGAAAAUGCUGGGAAUUUCAACCAAAUAAUCGGACAACCUUUCAGAACCUUAUUGAAGGGUUUGAGGCACUUUUAAAAAGCAUGAAUAACAUUUAAAUCUCAGUUGUAUCGAGUACUCUUCCCCAACAAAUACCCAAGCCAUUUAAAAAAAUUUUAAUGGAAAAACUUUAUAUUCUGUUUAAAAAGAUACUUGGGUAUGUAAUUCACAUAUAAGGCACGCUGUGGUGCUUAAUAUGUGUAAGUACUUCCUGUUUAUUUGUCACUGUUACUGGUGCCAAAUUUAAUGACAACCAAAAUAUUAGUAAGCACUCCUUUUGGAAUGAUAUGCCACCAUUUCAUCUGGCUAGUGUACCACCACAGUUACGUACGAUAGGAUUUUUUUUCAAAACAAAAUCUCAAGAUGAUUGCUUUUUCCCAGUUGCCAGUUGAUUUAAAUGUUUUUCUGGUACAUAAAUCAAAAGAUAAAAGGUAAAUGGACUUAGUCAAUACUUUAACAUGCCCUAAAAUUGUCAUCUAUAUAGUGAUAGAACAAGCAUUCUUGAAUUAGAUAUCAGUUAGUAUACUAUCAUUUCUAUACAAAGAUGUGUGUAUUCCUGUCAUCAAUAGGAUUUAAACUUUGUUUUUCCAGUAGCUUAGCUCUUGUCCCCUUGGAUGACCAGCGGUACCCCCCCCUUUUUUUUUUUUUUUAGAAAACUGGUUGUACUCGGGGGACUGCUAUGGAAUAGAUUGUUUGCUGCAUGGUGUUAAUUCUUGAGUACUAAGCCUGUGCCAGUGCUUUCCCCAAAAGUAUACUUUUAAACAGAUUUGAUUCCAAGAACCUAUUAGACAUGCUUUUAAGAAAUGUCAGUGUAUAUAUAUCCUUUUAUAACUCGACCACUUUGGGGCAAGCUAUUCCAGCAUUGGUUUUGGAUGUAACUAGUCAGAAUAUAUACUGCAUUGCACUGUUCUUAAAGUGUCUCAGUACUUACCCUCCAUCUAUAACAGUCAAUCACUAUUUUGACCAUCGCCCUAUGGCAGCAGUUUUCAACCUUUUUCAUCUCAUGGCACACGUAAACUAAAAUUCUGCGGCAUACCAAAAUAAAAAAGGUAUAAUUUUGAUUCAUUCACACCAGGUGGCUAUUAUUAUGUUAGCUGUAAUUUUUUUUUUUUUUUUUUAAACAACUUAAGGAAAAAGAGUGUGCCCCUGACCUAGUCAGGUAUUGCACAUUUAACAAUUCUGGUGGCAAACUGGUUGAAAAUUGCUGCCCACUGGUAUAAAACUUGAAAGAAAAGGACCUGCUAGAAGCACUAUGGAGUUCAGGAUCCACUAGACAGUUUUGAGGGAGCUGGGUAAUCAAAAUGUCUACUCUCUGAUUCAAUGUGAACUAUAUGACCAAGAGUAUGAAAUUUUUUUUUUUUUUUUAACCUUUUGAGCCUGAAGAGAGUUCUGGAUCGAUUCAUUUAAAUUUGUUCAAUGACCCUCCAUCACCAAGAUGUCUGUCUGUUCAAACCUGUGGCCACUCUAUAUGCACUUUGUUUACUCUUUAUACAAAUAAAUAAUACAAGACUUCA
Molecule: messenger RNA, 5252 nt
Organism: Pipistrellus kuhlii (Kuhl's pipistrelle)
Lineage: Eukaryota; Metazoa; Chordata; Mammalia; Chiroptera; Vespertilionidae
Gene: JAK1
Product: Janus kinase 1
Exons: 25
Coding region: 321-3797 (1158 amino acids)
Biological process (GO): cell surface receptor signaling pathway via JAK-STAT; cell differentiation; tyrosine phosphorylation of STAT protein
Cellular component (GO): membrane; cytosol; cytoskeleton
Molecular function (GO): non-membrane spanning protein tyrosine kinase activity; cytokine receptor binding; ATP binding
Source: RefSeq, a predicted model, not a curated record